AUGGCGUCCGUAAACCCAUUUAAUCAAAGUGAUUCUGAUGAAGAAGCUGAAAGGCGACCCAGUGAGACAAUUGACACAGAAAGGAGUCCAAGCAAUGGAGCCCCAGGUCCGCCACCGGGAAAUCCUUUCGCUCCUCCCGCGGACAGUGAGCCCCCUGCGCCGCUGCUGGUGCUGUCAAACAGUCGGACCAGCCCCAGCGGAGGUGAGGGCAUCUCCGUGGCUUCCUCCACUAUGGCAGACGCUCGGAUAUCAGUGGAUCUCAUCGCUGCUCAGCUUUUACGGGAUCAAUACAUCCUCACAGCCCUGGAGUUGCACACGGAACUGUUGGAAGCGGGUAGAGAGCUUCCGAGGCUAAGAGAUUAUUUCUCCAAUCCUGGAAACUUCGAGCGCCAAAGCGGCACCCCUCCAUCCAAAGACCAAGCUCUGGGACCCGGGGGACCUCUGAAUCGAGCGGGCAGCAUCAGCACCUUGGACUCUUUGGACUUUGCCCGUUACUCUGACGACGGUAACAGGGAGUCGGAUGAGAGGGUGGCAGUGCUGGAGUUUGAGCUACGGAAAGCAAAGGAGACCAUUCAGGCUCUGCGCGCCAACUUGACUCAGGCAGCAGAAAGUGAAGUGCCCUCUCAAGAGAGGAAAAACUUCAAGUCGAAUCCUGAAAGUCAGGAAGCUAUACGCCCACUGGAGAAAAGAGCACUAAACUUCCUUGUUAAUGAAUAUUUAUUAAAAAAUGAAUACAAACUCUCAGCCAUCACUUUUUCGGAUGAGAAUGAUGAUCAGGACUUUGAGUUGUGGGACGAUGUCGGCCUUAAUACCCCAAAGCCCCCUGACCUGCAACAGCUGUACAGAAACUGUGGCGCCGCUUCGCCUCUUUCCCGGGACACCGUGGAUGUAGCGGUCGAGGUGGACUUUGGUGAUCUCCCUGGGAACUGCAUCGCCCAGGAGACGCCCAAGAAGCCUGACCUUUCACAACAGCAACAGGCUGAAGUGGUUCAAGAGUUGGAGUAUCAGAUCAGCCUCCUCAACAACGAAAAAGAAAGUUUAUCUGAACAAAUCAAGAAGCUGCAAAGUGAAAUCCAGUCUUUAAAGCGGACAGUUUCGGCGCCUCCUUCAACUGAAAGACUGUCUUUAGACCUGGGCUCAGAAAACACAGCAGCCCCUUCGUCCCCCAACACUUCCUCUGACCCAAUGCCCCCAUCAGAUAACGGCCAGUAUCUGGACAUCCGCGGCGUUUCAGCACCGGAAAAUGACUCCAAGCCUCCCCUCACACAGAACACAUCGCAAACACACAAUGAAAUACACAACAGACUUAAUAAGAGGCCGCCAGUUCAGUUCGACCAGCCUAACAGAAAGUUAACGCCAGCCUUCCAGCAAGCCCUCCUCUCCUUCUGUCGAAUGUGCUCAGAUAGCCGGCUUGGAGCUGAGGUGUCUCGCAUUGCUGACAGCGAACAGAGUGUCAUGUUGAUGCUCGGCCGUUGUCUCCCACACAUUGUCCCCAAUGUACUUCUUGCUAAACGAGAGAGAAUGGUUGCACAUCUUUGCCAGGAGUUAAUUCCACUUAUCUUGUGUACCGCAUGCCUUCACCCUGAGCCUAAGGAGAGGGACCAGCUCCUUCACAUUUUAUUUAACUUAAUCAAGAGACCAGAUGAUGAGCAGAGACAAAUGAUCUUAACUGGGUGUGUAGCAUUUGCCAGACACGUGGGUCCCACACGAGUUGAGGCCGAACUACUUCCCCAAUGUUGGGAACAGAUUAACCACAAAUAUCCCGAACGAAGAUUGUUAGUGGCAGAAGCCUGUGGAGCCUUAGCACCGUACCUGCCUAAGGAGAUCCGGAGCUCUUUGGUGUUGUCCAUGUUGCAGCAGAUGCUUUCUGACGACAAGGCGGACAUGGUCCGAGAAGCUGUAGUCAAGAGUUUGGCUAUUCUUAUGGGUUAUAUUGAUGAUGCUGAUAAAUACUCUCAGGGUUUUGAGCUGAUGCUGCUGUCCCUUGGAGACCCAUCAGAGCGAGUGGUCGGUGCAGUCCACCAGGUCUUCAUCCCUGCCUUCGCCGCCUGGACCACUGAGCUGUGCUCUUUGCACACUACACUUAUCCCCUCCCUAAUGGCACGAAUAGAGAAACUGCUUAUGCAAGGUGAGCACGGUCUGGACGAGCACAAGCUUCACAUGUACCUGUCCGCGCUACAGUCUCUCAUCCCUCCUCUGUUCGCCGUGGUGCUACAGAACGCACCUUUCACCAGCAGAGUCAAACUCCAUGGAGACAUACCUGCCAUCGAGGUUACACGGUUUCCACGGCCCGCCUCCCCUCUCCAGGAUGUAGCAACCAUUAUCGGCAGCAGGGAGAUGUUAAGUGCCCUAUUGAUACUGUAUGACCACCAGCUCGAACAUGAAGGCACCACAGGCUGGGAGAGCCUUCUUUGGGUCGUCAAUCAAUUCCUUCCUCAGCUAAUAGAGAUUGUAGGUCGUAUUAAUGUGACAUCAUCAACGUGUGUCCAUGAGUUCUCUCGGUUUUUCUGGAGACUCUGUCGCACAUUUGGCAAGAUUUUUACCAACACUAAGGUCAAACCACAGUUCCAAGAGAUCCUGAGAUUAUCAGAGGAAAAUGUUGAUACUUCGGCAGGAAAUGACAUUCUCACCAAAGCAACCGUCCCGAUCUAUGCCACAGGAGUGCUGACCUGUUAUAACCAGGAGGAAGACCGUAAGUUAUUAGUAGGGUUCUUAGAAGACGUCAUGACAACCCUGUCUCUGUCCCACGCUCCUUUGGACAGUUUAAAAGCGGCCUUUGUAGAGUUGGGUGCUAAUCCAGUGUACCACGAGCUGCUGCUCACGGUGCUGUGGUAUGGAGUGGUCCACACGUCAGCACUGGUGCGGUGCACAGCUGCUCGCAUGUUCGAGCUGCUGGUGAAGGGGGUGAAUGAGACGCUGGUAGCUCAGAGAGUGGUGCCGGCUCUCAUCACACUGUCCUCCGAUCCUGAAAUCUCUGUGAGGAUAUCCACUAUUCCAGCAUUUGGGACCAUCAUGGAAACUGUCACGCAAAAAGAGUUACUGGAGCGCGUCAAAAUGCAGCUCGCGUCGUUCCUGGAGGACCCUCAGUAUCAGGACCAGCACUCUCUGCACAUGGAGAUCGUCCGGACGUUCGGGAGAGUCGGCCCGAACGCAGAGCCCCGGUUUAGGGACGAAUUUGUGCUACCACAUCUCCAUAAGCUGGCCCUCGCCAACAACAGCCAAACCGUGGAGAGCAAACGCAUUGACAUCGCCACGCAGCUCUUCGAGGCCUACAGCGCCCUCUCCUGUUGCUUUAUUUCUGAGGAGGUCAUGGUGAACCACUUCCUGCCUGGUCUGAGGUGUCUCCGGGCAGACAUGGAGCAGCUUUCCCCUGAGCAUGAGGUCAUUCUCAGUUCUAUGGUUAAAGAAUGUGAAAUCAAAGUGGAGAACAGAGCAAUGGGAGAUCCACAAGGGUCUGUGUCUAUUGCUUCCAGUCUGGUGGGCGAAGAUGCAAAAACCAAGUUCUUGAGCAAGAUGGGGCAGCUCACUACGUCAGGCGCGAUGCUAGCAAACGUCUUCCAGCGAAAGAAGUGA
Messenger RNA from Knipowitschia caucasica, 3573 nucleotides. Lineage: Eukaryota; Metazoa; Chordata; Actinopteri; Gobiiformes; Gobiidae. The record is from the annotation of a GenBank genome assembly.